UCUCUCCACUUUCCAGAAUGUUACACGGCCAAUGGGGCAGACUAUCGGGGCACGCAGAACCAAACCUCCCUACAUGCAGGGAAGCCUUGUCUCUUUUGGAAUGAGACCUUCCAGCACCCUUACAACACCUUGAAAUACCCCAAUGGAGAAGGAGGGCUUGGGGAGCACAAUUACUGCAGGAACCCUGAUGGAGAUGUCAGCCCAUGGUGCUACAUUGCAGAGCAUGAGGACGGCGUGUACUGGAAAUACUGCGAGAUUCCAUCCUGCCGAAUGCCUGGAAAUCUUGGCUGUUACAAGGACCACGGCAACCCACCUCCUCUGACUGGCACCAGCGAGACCUCCAAUAAGCUCACUAUCCAAACCUGCAUCAGCUUCUGCCGGAGUCAGCAGUUCAAGUUUGCAGGCAUGGAGUCCGGCUAUGCCUGCUUCUGUGGGAAUAAUCCUGACUACUGGCGCUACGGGGAGGCUGUCAGCACAGAGUGCAACAGCGUCUGCUUUGGGGACCACACGCAGCCCUGUGGUGGCGACGGCAGAGUCAUCCUCUUUGACACACUUACUGGUGCCUGUGGAGGAAACUACACUGCUCCGACAUCAGUGAUCUAUUCCCCAGAUUUCCCUGAUGUGUACGGCGCGGGCAGGGUCUGCUACUGGACCAUACAAGUUCCAGGGGCAUCUCAGAUCCAUUUCAACUUCACUCUCUUUGACAUCAAGGACUCAGCAGACAUGGUGGAGGUGCUGGAUGGCUACACGUACCAUGUGCUGGCCCGUUUUGACAGCAGGAACCAGCCUCCGCUUUCUUUCAACAUCUCUUUGGACUUUGUCAUUCUGUAUUUCUUUUCAGACCAGAUAAAUCAGGCCCAGGGAUUUGCUGUCAGGUACACAGCGACCAAGGAGAUGGUACAGCAGGACAAAGCCCCCGUCAACCUGACCCUUACUGAGGUGAUAACUGAACAAGCAAAUCUAAGUCUCAGUGCAGUGCGGUCUUCAAAAAUACUUUACGUCAUCACGAACAGCCCAAGUCACGCCCCUGGCACCAUGCCUGAGUGGACAGUCUAUGGCCUUACAGCACUGCUCAUCCUGAGUGUCACUGCCAUACUGGCCAAGAUACUUCUGCACGUCACAAUGAAGUCUCACCAAGUGCCCUCUACAGCCGAGAGAGAUUCCUACCGGGCGACCCGUGCAAGCGAGAUCUGGAGUAUUUUUUAUGAGCCGUCCACAUCAAUCUCCAUCUUCAAGAAAAAACUGAAGUAUCAGCAAGACGAUUGCAACCCACUUGUGGAAGACUAAGUUCCAGUUACUCCACGGGGCACAGCGUUCUGCAACUCGAGGUGACCUGGCGCUAAUGCUUUUCCUCUCGGUCUGAUUCUUGUCUCCCAAGAUCUGCUCCUCCGUGGGGCUUUGACUGACCUUCCUUUCCUGUAGUUCUCCAGUGCACACCAGACACAGCAGAGCCAGCUGCUGUAACCAUUUGGGAGGAUCUGGUGCUUGCCAGAUCUCUCAUCCUGCUCAGUACUGCCAUUAAACCAGUGCACUUGAAACAGAAAUGAGCUGUCUAAAAUGGUGAUGCCCUGCACACCGGCAAAACAAGGGAAAUGUGGAACCUGUGGAGAUCAGCGCUCUGGGUGUGCUGGGACUGCUCCUUAGGCCCCCUGAGACUCCAAGCUGAGCCCAAGUAGAGAUGCCACUGUCGGUUCAGCUCCUGCAGCAACAGGUGGUGAACUGGCUCUUGCUGUAAAUAUUUCUAGCUGGCAGUGGACAGAGGUGAGCGAGUCAAAGACUUUGGAAAGGUAUCUGCCCGAUAGCCAGGGCUGUGCUAUUUAUGGCUGGCCUCUUUUCAGAAGCACAAAUA
Gavialis gangeticus (Gharial) is the source of this 1849-nucleotide messenger RNA. It is a transcript of the gene KREMEN1, whose product is annotated as kringle containing transmembrane protein 1. The record is from RefSeq and is a predicted model, not a curated record. Lineage: Eukaryota; Metazoa; Chordata; Crocodylia; Gavialidae. The annotation marks the transcript as partial. Gene Ontology annotation, cellular component: plasma membrane. Gene Ontology annotation, biological process: Wnt signaling pathway; multicellular organism development. The transcript has 8 exons.